Molecule: messenger RNA, 1038 nt
Organism: Helobdella robusta
Lineage: Eukaryota; Metazoa; Annelida; Clitellata; Rhynchobdellida; Glossiphoniidae
Exons: 4
Coding region: 1-1038 (345 amino acids)
Source: RefSeq, a predicted model, not a curated record
AUGAAAACAAAAGGAACGUAUCACAACAACAACCACAACAAUCUUCACAACGGACACAGACGACACAGGACGAUCCAGGUACGUCGAACUCGCCUGCUGUGGUCCUUCGACACCCUCCUCAGGGCAGCAGAGAAGGAACGGGUUUCUGAUGAAUGGGAUCCGAAUUCCCGAACUCCCAGUUAUCCAGAUUUUAGCCAGCAAGCCAGAAACAAGUCCCUGAGAACGUACUCAUGUCCAUAUAUCUUGGAGCAGAAAGUUGCCAUCAUGUUGAGGUGCAUUAGUGAUCAGUUCUGCGCUCAACAUUGGGUGAAUAACGCUGCUGCUCUAGAAUACAAUGAGACCAGGAGGCGAAGAAGCUGCUCACUGACAGUUGAGAACAAAGUACGACAGGGUAGGAUGCUAGACGACCGCCUGUUACAGCAGCAUAUCGGUCAGAUGGAUCAACAGAAGAGACGAGGCAGCGGUCGUCGCAGAGACAUCGCCACACCUCUUCCUUCCACGUUCAACAUCGACGACAUCGACUUUGAUGAUGAGGACGACGAUGAUGAAAGUCCCAAUCUUCAAAAUUUAAAGAUUUACAAAAUGCUGGUAGAAGAGUUCUCUGGCGAGGGAACGCCGGUUGAUACUGACGUUGUUGCGGACGUUCCACAACCAACCACCGCGAUAUCAUUCACAAUGCAGCAACCAUCGAUUCCAACUUUUUCAUCGUCAUCAACCGUAUCGCCGUCGUCAUCACAGUCGUACCUCGAAAUGAAGUCAUCAAUUGAUGAACGUCAGAGAAGUGUCGCUCCUGAGACACUGAAAAUUGAUACAACUGAAUGUCAUUGGCCGUCGUCAUCUUCUUCAUUUUUUUCGUCUCUUGCCACAUCUUUUCCAGCAGUAAAUAUGCCGUCGUCGUCUUCCUCACAAUCAAAAUCAUCAUCACCAUUACUCACAUUAUCAAUCAAAUCCACCACAACUACAACAGCGUCAAAUGUUGUAGUCGCCAUGUACAGAUCUUCGCCAAACUUGCAUCCUGCUUUCCGAUCCAACUCGUAA